Salvia hispanica is the source of this 4958-nucleotide messenger RNA. It is a transcript of the gene RAPTOR1, whose product is annotated as Regulatory-associated protein of TOR 1. Gene Ontology annotation, molecular function: protein-macromolecule adaptor activity; protein binding. Gene Ontology annotation, biological process: cellular response to starvation; positive regulation of cell growth; TOR signaling. Gene Ontology annotation, cellular component: cytoplasm; TORC1 complex. NCBI's taxonomy places the organism in Eukaryota, Viridiplantae, Streptophyta, Magnoliopsida, Lamiales, Lamiaceae. The record is from RefSeq and is a predicted model, not a curated record.
AUUUUGAAAACCCCAAAUUUACACUUUACAUUUCCCUUCUCUCUUCUCUCUCUGUAUAUACAUAUAUGUGUAUCUACGCCUCCAUCGACUCUUCCACCGCCGUCACUCGCGACUGCGCCGCCUAGGGUUUUACAGAGCUGGAUUCUCUCCCCUAUCUCUCUGCGCCGCUCCUUCACCGGCUUCGUCGACUAAUCGGAGCCCGCUUCUUAACCUAAAUCCCGCCCUCCACAUCUUCACUACUCCCCUUCACUGAAGAUUGCCUAAAAUCAUUACGUUUCCCCACCAAUCGGUUUAAUUGGGGUUCCUGUUAUGAGUUUCCCUCCGAAAUCAGUUCGACUAGGGCAGGGCUGACGAAUAAUUUGGAAAUUAGGGCACUUUAUUUUAUGGCAUUGGGGGAUUUGAUGGCGGCAUCGCGGUUUUCACAGUCUACCACGGCGGUUUCGAAUCACUUGGAGGAGUUCGCUGAGAAUGGGAAUCAUGUCGAGGAGGAUGGCGAAAGGAAUGGAUAUAGUAGCAGUAGCAUUGUCGAUACUAAUGAUGCCAAUGCCCGUGAUUUAGCGGAGACCGCGAGCAGCAGCUAUGUGGAAAUGACCACCACGACGAGCAUGGCUUACUUGCCGCAGACUAUAGUGUUGUGCGAGCUUCGGCACGAAGGAUUUGAGGACUGCGUGCCUGCAGGGCCGUCGGAUAGCGGUUUAGUCUCUAAAUGGCGGCCCCGGGAUCGAAUGAAGACAGGAUGUGUUGCCUUAGUUUUGUGUUUAAAUAUCAGCGUUGAUCCACCUGAUGUUAUAAAGAUAUCUCCUUGUGCACGGAUGGAAUGUUGGAUUGAUCCAUUUUCAAUGGCACCACACAAAGCUCUUGAAUCAAUUGGAAGAACCUUGAAUCAACAAUAUGAAAGGUGGCAACCCAAGGCUCGUUACAAGUAUUCAUUGGACCCCACUGUUGAUGAAGUAAAGAAACUGUGCACAACAUGCCGCAAAUAUGCAAAAUCUGAAAGAGUUCUGUUCCACUACAAUGGACAUGGAGUGCCUAAGCCAACUCCGAAUGGUGAAAUUUGGCUGUUUAAUAAGAGUUAUACACAGUACAUCCCUUUGCCAAUAAGUGAUUUGGAUUCCUGGCUGAAGACACCUUCUAUAUAUGUGUUUGACUGCUCUGCUGCUGGGCUCAUUAUCAGUGCCUUCAUUCAGCUCCAAGAUUAUUCUAGUUCUUCUUCCGGAGCUCCGACGAGGGAUUGCAUUUUACUUGCUGCCUGUGAAGCUCAUGAGACACUUCCACAAAGUGCUGAGUUUCCUGCUGAUGUAUUUACUUCUUGCCUCACGACGCCUAUUAAAAUGGCUUUAAGAUGGUUUUGCACUCGGUCGCUGCUACACGAGUCCUUUGAUUAUUCUCUGAUAGAUAGAAUUCCUGGACGCCAAACAGACAGGAAAACCCUUCUUGGGGAAUUGAACUGGAUAUUCACAGCUGUAACUGACACUAUCGCCUGGAAUGUACUUCCACAUGACUUGUUCCAGCGGUUGUUCAGGCAAGAUCUUUUGGUUGCCAGCUUGUUUAGAAACUUUUUGCUGGCUGAAAGGAUAAUGCGAUCUGCAAAUUGUUCACCAAUUUCAUAUCCAAUGUUGCCACCUACUCAUCAGCAUCAUAUGUGGGAUGCAUGGGACAUGGCUGCUGAAAUCUGUCUUUCUCAGCUUCCAAGUUUAGUCGAGGACCCAAAUGUAGAGUUCCAGCCGAGCCCAUUUUUCACUGAGCAGCUAACGGCUUUUGAAGUGUGGCUUGAUCAUGGAUCAGAACAUAAAAAGCCUCCGGAGCAGUUACCCAUUGUUCUUCAGGUCUUACUCAGUCAAUGCCAUAGAUUUCGGGCUCUGGUGCUCCUUGGUAGAUUUCUGGAUAUGGGACCUUGGGCCGUGGAACUGGCCUUAUCUGUUGGAAUAUUUCCUUAUGUCCUGAAGCUCUUACAAACUACCACUCCAGAGCUGCGACAAAUUCUUGUGUUCAUCUGGACAAAGAUCCUAGCGCUGGAUAAGUCUUGUCAGGUCGAUCUUGUGAAGGAUGGAGGGCAUGCAUACUUCAUUAGGUUUCUUGAUAGUGUUGAAGCCUAUCCUGAGCAACGUGCGAUGGCUGCAUUUGUGUUGGCCGUCAUUGUAGAUGGUCAUAGACGGGGUCAGGAGACCUGCAUUGAAGCUGGUCUUAUACAUGUUUGCCUCAAGCACCUCCAAUGCUCAUCUCCUAACGAGGCACAAACUGAACCUUUGUUCCUUCAGUGGAUAUGCUUGUGCCUUGGGAAACUAUGGGAGGACUUUUCAGAGGCUCAACUGUUAGGCCUGCAGGCUGAUGCGUCUGCUACUCUUGCUCCUCUACUUUCCGAGCCCCAACCAGAGGUCCGUGCGGCAGCUGUUUUUGCUCUAGGCACUGCCCUAGAUAUAGGAUUUGACACGUCAAGAGAUGGUCAUGGAGAUGAAGAUUGUGAUGAUGAUGAUAAAGUUAAGGCUGAAGCCAGUAUUAUAAAAAACCUUUUGAAUGUUGUUUCUGAUGGAAGCCCAUUGGUGCGAGCUGAAGUUGCUGUGGCUCUUUCACGUUUUGCCUUUGGCCACAACAAACACCUGAAGUCAGUUGCUGCUGCAUAUUGGAAACCCCAGUCUGGUUCUGUACUCACUUCCUUGCCAUCUUUCGCAGUCAAGGGUUCUAGUAGUGGCUAUACCACUCCCACUCACUACAUGCCUCAUGGAAGUAUAGUUCCAUCUCCAAUCGCGCCAUUAUUACGAGUUGGAAAUGACAGCCAGCCUGCUAUUCGCGAUGGGAGAGUAUCCACAAGUAGCCCUCUUGCUACCUCUGGGAUAAUGCAUGGGUCUCCCCUUUCCGAUGAUUCAUCCCUGCAUUCUGAUUCUGGAGCACCAAAUGACUCUGGCAGCAAUGGGGUUCUUCAUCAUUCAAGGAGAAAACCACUUGAUAAUGCACUGUAUUCACAAUGUGUAUUAGCUAUGUGCAAUCUGGCGAAGGAUCCAUCUCCACGUGUUGCAUCCCUUGGAAGGCGUGUAUUAUCUGUUAUUGGUAUUGAACAAGUUGUUGCUAAAUCUGUCAAGCCUGCUGGUGCAAGUGCUCGUCUAGGUGAAUCAGCAGCAAGCUCCAGCCUGGCUGGACUAGCUCGUUCGUCAUCUUGGUUUGAAUUGAAUGGAGGAGCUCAUUUGCCGCUGACUUUUAGAACUCCUCCUGUUAGUCCUCCUAGACCAAGCUACUUGACUAAAAUGCGGAGAGUUUGCUCCUUGGAAUUUAGACCACAUCUGAUCAAUUCUCCAGAUUCAGGGCUGGCAGAUCCACUUUUAGCAUCAGCGGGACCAUCUGGUGCUUCAGAACGUAGUUUACUUCCUCAAUCAAUGAUCUAUAAUUGGAGCUGCGGUCACUUUUCAAAGCCGCUUCUUACUGCAACGGAUGAUAGUGAAGAUCUGAUUGCUAGAAGAGAAGAAAGUGAGAAAUUGGCACUCGAUCAUAUAGUAAAAUGCAAACACUCAUCUGUGAGUAAACUGCAUAAUCAAAUUGCCAGUUGGGAUACCAAGUUCGAGACAGGCACCAAAACUGCUUUGCUGCAACCAUUCUCACCUGUUGUGAUUGCUUCAGAUGAAAAUGAAAGGAUUAGGGUAUGGAAUUAUGAGGAAGCAACCCUGCUCAACAGUUUCAGUAACCAUGAUUACCCGGACAAAGGAGUUUCCAAGUUGUGUCUUGUAAAUGAAUUUGACGAGAACAUGCUUCUAGUUGCAUCAAAUGAUGGGAAUAUACGGAUUUGGAAAGAUUACUCAUCAAAAGGACAACAAAAGUUAGUUACUGCUUUCGCUUCGAUUCAGGGUCACAAACCUGGUGCCCAUGGUGUGAACGCUGUUGUGGAUUGGCAACAGCAGUCAGGAUAUCUUUUUUCUUCUGGUGAUAUUUCAUCUAUCAUGGCUUGGGAUCUGGACAAAGAGCAGCUUGUCAAUACCAUUUCCUUGCCACAAGAGUCGAGCAUCUCAGCACUGGCUGUUUCUCAAGUUCAUGGAGGUCAAUUUGCUGCUGGUUUUGUGGAUGGUUACGUCAGAUUAUAUGAUAUUCGUACUCCCGAGAUGCUUGUUACUGAAACCCGGCCUCACACUCAACGAGUUGAAAGAGUUGUUGGUAUUGGCUUCCAACCUGGUCUUGAACCAGCAAAGAUUGUGAGUGCAUCACAAGCAGGAAACAUCCAGUUCCUAGAUAUGAGAAGUGCUAAAAACACGUACCUUACAAUCGAUGCCCAUAGGGGGUCACUUACAGCUUUAGCCGUCCACAGGCACGCCCCUCUCAUUGCAAGUGGCUCGGCCAAGCAACUCAUCAAGGUCUUCAAUCUGGAGGGCGAUCCAUUAGGCACUAUUCGGUACUAUCCCACUUUCAUGGCCCAAAAGAUAGGAUCGGUUAGCUGCCUGACCUUCCAUCCCUAUCAAGUAUUACUUGCUGCUGGUGCUGCUGAUUCUUGUGUUUCCAUAUAUGCUGAAGAGAUUUCCCCUCCAAGAUGAGUUCAUUCAAUCUCCUGGCAACAACUACAUUACAUGCCGGCAUUUGACUCUGAUCAAUCAGAGAAACAUCAGUCUCUUUGUAUGAAAGUGCAUCGCUCGGCUCGCUGUUGAUGGUGUAUAAUAUACAUAUAUUAAUUGAGCCUCCACUCAUUUGGAUCAACUCUUGGAAAAGGAAGAAAGGAUUGACUGAUUCUAUGGAGGCUUUGGCAAAUAAUCUUUGUUUUUAGGUCAAGAAAGGUGUAAAUAUGUCCAUUGUUUUUUUUUUAUUACUUUUAUCUUCAUUUGCCCUUCUGUAUUUCUUUAGUGUGCCUUUUCUUUUCUUAUCAUUUCGACCCCCUUCCAUUUACUCUUCUUUUCAUCAGUACUCAUUAACAAACUGCAGCAACUUUGUUCAAUUUGUAUAGUUGAAAUGGUUCCUGACUAAUUAUAGAGUAAUUGUUGAUCUGA